CAAUUGAUCAGCAGUAAUGCCACAAAACCUGUCAUCAUGUCACCAUAUGCCCGUCCUCUCAUGGACCGUAUCGGCUCCUUUUUCUACUCUAGUGAAGAUUCCACGGAUAUUGACAAGCAACGAGCAAAACAACAUACGCCGGCCAACCACGAUAAGCUGGGCAAAAGCCAUCUGCAAAAGCCGAAGUUUCCGCGUUCUUGGCGCCGCAAAAUACCUCCAACUGUGUCCCUGCCACUGCUCGUGCUCCUGGAUAUGUUAGCCGUUUCGCUGGUGGUGCCGUUACUCUUUCAAUACUAUCAAACCGCUGGCGUCACUCGCGCUCACGAGCGGGAGCUUCUUAGCGCACUCUUUUCCGCCUCACAAAUCAUCGGUGGUCUACUCGUAGGCGCACUGACCGACGCGAAGCUCGUACGCCGCAAGAGUAUUCUCUUCUUGUCGUUUGGCGGAUCUGCUCUCUCCUACGCACUCAUUGUGUACGGCGGAUUGCCCGCAUUAAUUUUCAGCCGUGUCCUCGUCGGACUCGUCAAGCACACCAUGACGGUGGCCACCACCAUGUUGAGUAAUUGUACUACCAAAGAUACGAGAGCGAAGCAUAUGGGGCGCUUGACGGCUUCUUCGACCGCGGCGUGGAUUGUUGGACCGUCCAUUGGUGCGCUCGCAUAUCAAUACGUUGACGAACGGGCGCCUGCUUUGUUUGCUUGUGCCAUCUUUGCUACCAACAUGGUACUGGCAGCUGUAUUAUUGGAAGGGGACACUUUUGAGAGUUCACAUCCUAAGAAUGACAACCCGGAUGAGCAGUCGGACCACACGAAUGUUGAACAUGAUGAGAAAAAGAAGGCCGUUGGUGGUAAUACCAUUUUUAACCGAUUGAAAUCUUGUUUCACCUCGAAGGCACUAAGUUCUGUUGUGUUAACGCAGCUGGUUGUCACUUGGGUCAGCAAGGCCACCAGCUUUUCGCAGCUCGGAAGCUUCUAUGAAGAUAUGUAUGAUUUGCCAUCGUAUCACCGUGGUUAUAUUUCCAGCUUUCAGCAAUUGCUACACUUUGCUGCUCAAGCUACCUUGGUUGGGCCGGUGAUGCAACAGCUUGGAGGCGAACGUCGUACUACUUGUUUGUGUACUGCUGUUUUGUCAGUGGCUGUGUUGUUUAAGGCCCAAGGAUCUCUGUGGUUCUUUUUAAUUGCACUCUGUCCGGUGCUUGCGCUCUGCUCUACUAUGAUCCACUUGAGCCUGCAAACGCUGGUAACGCAUGUGGCCCCUUCUGAGUCUAUUUUUUCCGUUUUGGCGGCUUUGGAUGUCUUACAAAACGCGGUUUCCGUCUCGGUUCCCUUUUACCGGACUAUACUCUUUCGGUUACUUUCAGCCGAUAAUUCAGCUGCCAUGCAAGGCGACCCCGAUCCUAUGUCAUGGAUUGUGACGAGCGCCAUGCACUGGGCAGUUGCUACUGUGGCUAUCACGUAUUUGCUCCUUUGGAACGAAGGCAUGAGGACCGAGAAUAUACAGCACAAAAAAAGAGGCUGA
Molecule: messenger RNA, 1518 nt
Organism: Phaeodactylum tricornutum CCAP 1055/1
Lineage: Eukaryota; Bacillariophyta; Bacillariophyceae; Surirellales; Neidiaceae
Product: tetracycline resistance protein
Exons: 1
Coding region: 37-1518 (493 amino acids)
Biological process (GO): transmembrane transport
Molecular function (GO): transmembrane transporter activity
Source: RefSeq, a predicted model, not a curated record